AUGUCCCUGUAUCCAUCCCUCGAGGACCUCAAGGUCGACAAGGUGAUCAAGGCUCAGGCCCAGUUUGCCCAGACCACCACCCCCAUGCCGGCCAUCUCCGAGGGAGCCUAUCAGCCCCAGCUGGCCUCCGCAGGGAUGCCGGGAUCCGGUUUGUAUCCUAACCUGGAGGAGCUCGGCGACUACAUGGGGCUGGCUCUGAACAGCGACGAGGUCCAGAGGAACUUGGCCCUGGUGCCGGUGGCUGAUAACCAGGUGGCCGUGCCCUCCAUCUCGGGCGUUGGUGCGAUGGUUCGGCCCGUUACCGGCGCCGACGUGGGCGUGCGGCGGGCCGAGAUCCGCCCGGGUCUCCGGGAGAUCAUCCUCUGCAAGGACCAGGACGGGAAGGUCGGCCUCCGGCUGCGGGCCAUCGAUAACGGCGUGUUUGUGCAGCUGGUGCAGGCCAACUCCCCGGCGGCUCUGGCCGGCCUGCGCUUCGGGGACCAGCUCCUGCAGAUAAACGGGCAGAACUGCGCCGGCUGGAGCGUGGACAAGGCCCACAAGGCCCUGAAGGCCGCCGCCGAGACCCGCAUCGAGAUGGUGGUCAGGGACAGGCCGUUUCAGCGCACCAUCACCAUGCACAAAGACAGCUCGGGACACGUAGGCUUCAUCUACAAGUCUGGUAAAAUCACCUCUCUGGUCAAAGACGGCUCCGCUGCCCGGAACGGGCUGCUGACCGAACAUUACAUCUGCGAAAUCAACGGGCAGAACGUGAUCGGACUAAAGGCUCAGGCCCAGUUUGCCCAGACCACCACCCCCAUGCCGGCCAUCUCCGAGGGAGCCUAUCAGCCCCAGCUGGCCUCUGCAGGGAUGCCGGGAUCCUGUUUGUAUCCUAACCUGGAGGAGCUCGGCGACUACAUGGGGCUGGCUCUGAACAGCGACGAGGUCCAGAGGAACCUGGCCCUGGUGCCGGUGGCUGACAACCAGGUGGCCGUGCCCUCCAUCUCGGGCGUUGGUGCGAUGGUUCGGCCCGUGACCGGCGCCGACGUGGGCGUGCGGCGGGCGGAGAUCCGCCCGGGUCUCCGGGAGAUCAUCCUCUGCAAGGACCAGGACGGGAAGGUCGGGCUCCGACUGCGGGCCAUCGAUAACGGCGUGUUUGUGCAGCUGGUGCAGGCCAACUCCCCGGCGGCGCUGGCCGGCCUGCGCUUCGGGGACCAGCUCCUGCAGAUAAACGGGCAGAACUGCGCCGGCUGGAGCGUGGACAAGGCCCACAAGGCCCUGAAGGCCGCCGCCGAGACCCGCAUCGAGAUGGUGGUCAGGGACAGGCCGUUUCAGCGCACCAUCACCAUGCACAAAGACAGCUCGGGACACGUAGGCUUCAUCUACAAGUCUGGUAAAAUCACCUCUCUGGUCAAAGACGGCUCCGCUGCCCGGAACGGGCUGCUGACCGAACAUUACAUCUGCGAAAUCAACGGGCAGAACGUGAUCGGACUAAAGGAUUCCCAGAUCAAGGACAUCCUGAACACCUCUCCAGCCACCAUGACCAUCACCAUCAUGCCCAAGUUCGUCUACGAGCACAUGAUCAAGAGGAUGUCCUCCGGGCUCCUGCGCUCCGCCAUGGAUCACUCCGUGCCCGAGGUGUGAGGACCCGGAGGGCUGGAAACUGCCAGGACGUGUUCUCCCCCUGUCCUCCAUCAUUAAACCUCCCCGUGUCACAAUCCUCCUCCUAACGUCCCCUUAAGAUGCCUUUUUUUCUACCGUGUCUCCUUCGCCUUUUCACCCCCCCCCUCGUCUCUUUCGGCAUUAUUACUGCCUGUAGUUUUACCUUGUAGUCUGAUAAGUAGGACGUCUGUUUUUCUCAGCUUUUUUUUUUAUUCGGUAUCCAGGACAGUACGAAGUUUGAAGUUUUCUUUUAAAAAAGGAAAAAGAACAAAAAAAAAAAAGAGCGAUCACGAGUCCGGAGCUUCCUGCUCAGCGCGGGGAUGAGGCGGUUUCAUCCUUUUUUUUUUUCCAAAUGCUGUAAAAGCCCCGCCACGCAGAUCCAGAUCCACUUCCUCUGUAAAUAUAAAGAGCCGGUCCCAGAUUCCACUGUACAGUCGUUUUUAGGCGCCAGUAGGCUUGAUCGAACUAACGCUUUUAGGCUAAAAACCACAUACUGGUUCAAACAUUUCUUUUAAAGUGUUUUUUUUGUUGUUUUUUUUGGCAUUUCGAUUGGAGUCUUUGCGUGAUUUGGGGCCCAGACGGGCUUCCUCCUCCCGGUUUAUUCGGUGGUCUGUUCAGUUCCCUCCUCCGCCACCAGGGGGCGCCAAGUUAGCCGGGAGGGGUCCGUGCUGGGCGGAGCCACUAAGUGCACUUUCCAUUAACCUUAAUAGAGGUUGUUUUUUUUUUGUCUUCUUUCCUGUAAACAUUUCAACGAUUAAGUUUGACC
Molecule: messenger RNA, 2404 nt
Organism: Menidia menidia (Atlantic silverside)
Lineage: Eukaryota; Metazoa; Chordata; Actinopteri; Atheriniformes; Atherinopsidae
Source: the annotation of a GenBank genome assembly